UUAAAAACAAAAUACGUACUAAAUAUUUGUCAUGUCAUAAUUUGAAAGCUGACGCCAAAAAUUUCUUGUAAGGAUUUGUGUGCAAUUUUGAAACAAUGUGCAAAAAUCAAAAGGCAACUCUAAAUGCUGGCAAUGAAGGUGCUUCUCGAACGAGGGGCGAUUUGCCCGAGCAAUGCCAGGAAACGAAAAUAAGUGAAACUCCCGCGACAAAUUCUAUUGUUAACGCGAAAUCAAACAUCUCUAACGAACGCCGAUUCAAGUCUAAAAGUAUUUCCCAGAAUCAAAUUGAAGAAACUGUCGCGAAAAAUCCAAAACGUUUAAAGGGUGGAUAUGCCGAAGAUCGUACUGUCCAGCAAGCUGAGGUAGUUAAGUACUUUUCAGGCGGACCACCUGUUUAUAGCUUUGCGGAUGAGAUAUGGCGGAAAGGUCUGGAGAAAAAGCAGGAAAAAUAUCGAGAAAAUCUCAGGACGUUGCAAAUUGAAAAUAAGAAGUUUAUGAAAAGGCAAGUUGCCGCGGGUCACAAUGAACUUAUGGCAUUGGUGGGCCCCGAUUGGUUCCAAGAACUUUCCCCAAACCAACUAAAAGCGGCAGAUAACUUAAAAAAUUGUAUUCUCAAAGAUAAAAGGUACAAAUGCAUUACCUACACCAAGGAUAAUAUUGGAGAGCUUGGCCUGGUACUUCGACCAAAUCAACGGCAUAUAAAGAAAGCAUUAAAUAACUGCUGCGAAUGUCCAGUGGAAUUUUUAUUAAUUUUGUACCAACUAAUGAACCAGAAACGUACCGAAUACUCUAUCAACGAUCGUCUGCUUUUGUCUGCGGUUGCGCAUUUAACAAUGAGAGAGACGCUUAAGGAGUUACACAUUCGCAUACCGUCGCCUCCACGCUCGCCAAGAAAACCAAACCCAGUGCUCGAGCAACCACCAAAACCUCGCUAUAAAUCUCCAUAUUUGGCAACCUUCGAUUUUGUUCCAUGUCCUAGAAAGUACACAGGAGUGUACAAAAAUAAACACGUACAACACCCGGAGAGCCCAUAUUUUGCUUAUAUCACCGAAUUGAAGCAAGAGAGAGCAUUUGAAAAUGACGAGAAAAGGAAGACGUAUAUCCAGAGAAAACAAUCCGGCAUAACAGUGGACCAACAAAAGGAAAUAGUGGCGGAAUUAAAGUCCGCCCAGAAGAUAUACGAAUCGUUGGUAGAUUUCGAACCCGUCCCGUACCUACUAAAACCAUCUAUUUACAUUCCUUGCGAUCAUGUAGCGAAGCUUCCGGAAGAGUUGGCGAUGGGACACGAAGAAACCGAGCUAGAGCAAAAGGAUUUGUCAAUUCCAAUCGCGUUCGAAGACCCCCCAUGUGAUGAAUUAUGUGGGGUGGAGGAGCAACAGAUAGAACCUGAAAAGAUUACGAGUGAGGUUUUGAUCGUUCCAGACGAAUCAAUUGAGCAGCCGAAGAGCGUGCCGGAAGGUGAAAUGUUGGUGGUUGCAAGGGUACCCUCACUUGGUUGCACUUGCAAAGAAGACGUGGAAGAAAGCAUUAAGACUAACCUAUGCCAGUGCGCACAGUGCACUGCCCGCAGGCAGGAAUUGUCUACUGGAACUUGUAAGUGUAUGGCGGUGUAUGAAACGAAAUUGCAAAUUUAUGAAAAAUUGAAGCAAAGGUUUGAUGCCCAACAAGGUUUGAUAUCGAUGCCAAAGCCAUAUGUGGUAGGCGGUAUUACUUACACCUACGAUGGGCAGCCAGUGUAUAUGUUGUCAGGGGUUGCUCCAGAGCUAGAAUGCUGUUGUGCAGCAAUUCAACGAGAUCAACUUCUGGAAGAGCAAAGACGCGCAAAUAUGCCUACCAUUCCUUUAGGAAAGCAAAAAUAUGUCAUAUCCGGAGUACAAUCAACAGACAAAGGGAACGUCUUUGUAGUAUCAAGCGCUGUUCCCACAGAAGAUUGCACAUGCAUGAAGCUUUUCAAAGCAUACCAAGAACGACACGUUCAAUGUUUGGAAGUCUACCAAAAGUACUUAGAGAAGAUGCGGAUAGACGUUCACGAGUAUAUGUUGGAAAUGACAAAUGAUCCCAGGUUUCAAGAAGAAAUUACAAAUGAUCCCAGGGCUCAAGAAGAACUUACAAAUGAUCCCAGGUUUCAAGAAGCUGAACUACCCGCGAUAGAGGAACAAGUUGAGGAUUCCAAACCUGAAGACCAAACGACGAUGCAAAUGUGCUCGACUGUAAGAUCAACCAUUGUAAAUGGGGGCGAAGAUGUUCAACUCGCAAUCGAAAGUGGUGCUGCAAACGUGCCUAAAUGCGAGUGCGGAGGUGAAGAUCCGUGCAGUAAUUCAAUCAUUUACCUGACGGGGGAUGCUAUACAAGCUACAUGCAUCUGCACUAAGCCGCCACCGGUUUGCGACGAGGCCUGUGGAAAAAUUGAGGACGAACCAGAAAGCGAUUCCGAAAUGUCAGAUUUAUAUAGGUUUAUCAUUUUAAACAAAAUGCCGUCGAAUUACGACGAUCAGAUGAACAUCCUAAAGACAGCACUUCGUAUAAUGGCGGACGAUGGGUUUCCCCUAGCAAAAUUGCCCGACAGUUGGAGUUUGCCGAUCUUCAGGUUGUGGAUGGACAUGCGGUGUCGCAGAUAUUGGACACAAGAGGACCGUUUAACUUUUUAUGAGGAAAGUAUGCGCCAUUGGAACCACUUGAUUUACUGCGAUAGAAGCAUUACGGCAGGAGCUAGAUUGGACAUGUCUACACAAAAAGCAAGGCAGUACACUUGGGCGCACGCUUAUAGUGUCCGGAAAAUUGCCGCUACCAAGGAGAAUAUUUACUAUCGUCAAGUGAAACAGGUGGCAAUCAACGAAGCUCGGGAGUUUUUUCCUUCUACUUUUUCGUACGAGUUGCCCACCCCUAAUUUUCGAGAUUGUUUUUUUGCUUAUGCUCCUGCUAAAGAAGACGAUUGCACUUAUUUUAGGCCUUGGUUUUCUCAUGAAUUUAAAAAGAAAUAAUCAAAAUGUUUGGUUAAUAAUUAAUUAAUAAUUACUGUGUAUCUGAUUCGUUUUCACGUUACUAUUGGAUCUAAGACGUCCAACGAUGGUCACAACGUUCACCAAUCUGGAUUUGGUCAUAAGGUUUACUACUUUAGGUGACCUUUAGGUGAAUAGCGUUCGAUACGAUCUCGCAUGAGGUAUUGCUGGCUAUACUACAUUAUAUUGGGGCUUCGCAAUCUGGGAUUUCACUAAUUAAUAGUUAUCUGAAUAAUCGUCAGCAAUCAGUAUUUUGCAAUGGUCAGGCAUCAAAGUACUUAAAUAUCAAAAGAGGGGUCCCUCAGGGAUCCAUAUUAGGGCCUUUACUGUAUUUAAUUUACACACAUGCUAUCCCUUCUGUUCUAAAAGAUUGCCAAUAUCACCUAUAUGCUGACGAUACUCAGAUAUAUUUUUCGUUUUUUCCAAGAGACAUAGUGAAGGCGUGUGAAACUGUAAAUAGUGACCUACAAAACAUUUUUGAAACAUCUACAAACCAUUGCCUCAACAUAAACAUGAGAAAAUCAGUUGUUAUGUUAUUUGCAAAUUCUAGUGAUUUGGAGAUUUUGUCUGCUCAAACGAAUAUAUAUGUAGGUGGUCAUAAACUAGUAAUUCAAAGAUCUGCUAAGAAUCUCGGUGUAAUCAUAGAUAGUGAACUGCGAUUCACUCAGCAAAUAUCAAAAAACAUCCAACGGGGUUAUGCUGCUUUAAAAGCUAUUUAUAUUAAUCGCGAUAUUUUAAAUAUAAAGAC
Molecule: messenger RNA, 3747 nt
Organism: Photinus pyralis (common eastern firefly)
Lineage: Eukaryota; Metazoa; Arthropoda; Insecta; Coleoptera; Lampyridae
Exons: 9
Coding region: 96-2981 (961 amino acids)
Source: RefSeq, a predicted model, not a curated record